CCUGCUCCCUUCAGUUUUACCGACCGUCGCUUUCGUUUCGAAAACAUCUUUUCUUCUGCAUAUUCUCCACAGAAUCUUCGUGAAUUGGAACACUGGUCAUCGUAUACGAGUACAACUGUAUUUUACGGUUUGUUCGAUUCCAAUUUCCCAGGAAAAUUACAGAAAACCUAGUGAGCGAAAUUCGCGCACCGACGUUCACCCCACGAGCCCGACUGACUAUACGUUGUUUGACAAAACAUAAAUUUAAAUAAUAUCAGUGAUUGAGAAGAGACAUUGAUAUUUUCUAACUUUGCAUUGAAGCAAAAAAGUAUGCAAUUACUGAAAUAAAUGGAAAUUGAAUGGAUGAAUUCGGUAUCAAACCUGGGAACAUCCGAAAAACUUUCAAAGUAGUUGCAAAAUUUGCUCAUUGUUGCAACAAUUAAUGUAACAGUAACAUGGCCGGCAAUUUUUGGCAAAGCUCACAUCAUCAACAAUGGCUUCUUGAUAAACAAGAUUUAGUACGGGAACGACAACACGAUCUUUCUAUUUUAACAGAAGAAGAAUAUCAGAAGUUAUUUAUCUUUUUCUCAAAUUUGAUCCAAGUAUUGGGUGAACAAUUAAAACUUAGGCAACAAGUUAUAGCUACAGCAACUGUUUAUUUUAAAAGAUUUUAUGCUCGUAAUAGUUUAAAAUGUAUAGACCCAUUGUUACUAGCACCUACAUCAGUCUUUUUAGCAUCUAAGGUAGAAGAAUUUGGAGUUAUUUCUAAUACUAGGUUAAUUACAACUUGUCAAACUGUAGUAAAAAAUAAAUUUAAUUAUGCUUAUUCACAAGAAUUUCCAUAUCGUACAAAUCAUAUUUUGGAAUGUGAAUUUUAUCUUCUGGAACAUUUAGACUGUUGUUUAAUUGUAUAUCAACCAUAUCGUCCACUAUUAACACUCAUUCAAGAUGUAGGUCCAGACGAUCAGUUAUUGACACUUGCUUGGCGUAUAGUUAACGAUAGUUUAAGAACAGAUGUUUGUUUAUUAUAUCCGCCACAUCAAAUAGCUAUUGGUUGUUUACAAAUAGCUUGCGUUAUAUUACAAAAGGAUGUAAAAUCAUGGUUUGCUGAAUUGAAUGCUGACAUGGAAAAGAUUCAAGAAAUGGCUCGUUACAUUAUCAAUUUAUAUGAAUUAUGGAAAACGUAUGACGAAAAGAAAGAAAUUCAGGGAUUAUUAAAUAAAAUGCCAAAACCAAAAGCAGCACCACAGCGCUGACAGGAAGCUCUGUUGUCUUCUAAUGUUUGGAACUGAUAAUAAAAUAUUUUUAAAAAAGUA
This is a messenger RNA of Nomia melanderi (Alkali bee), 1295 nucleotides long. RefSeq names its product cyclin C (gene CycC). Gene Ontology annotation, molecular function: cyclin-dependent protein serine/threonine kinase regulator activity. Lineage: Eukaryota; Metazoa; Arthropoda; Insecta; Hymenoptera; Halictidae. The record is from RefSeq and is a predicted model, not a curated record. Gene Ontology annotation, biological process: regulation of transcription by RNA polymerase II.